Molecule: messenger RNA, 1512 nt
Organism: Aspergillus mulundensis
Lineage: Eukaryota; Fungi; Ascomycota; Eurotiomycetes; Eurotiales; Aspergillaceae
Exons: 6
Coding region: 1-1512 (503 amino acids)
Molecular function (GO): FAD binding; oxidoreductase activity, acting on the CH-OH group of donors, oxygen as acceptor
Source: RefSeq, a predicted model, not a curated record
AUGGGGCCUUUUAUCGUUCUUUCCCUGUUUUCCCUCCCCCUCAUCAUCGCCGCCCCCUACAACACCUUCGACGGGCCCGGCUAUCCCGCCUGCAACGACGUCGCCGCCGUCCACGCCCCAACCAGCAUCGACGCCAUCCAGUUGCUCGUCAAGGAUGCCAUCGCAGCAGGCCAGCGGGUGCGCGCGUCCGGCAAGGGCCACAUGUGGUACGAUACCAUGUGCUCCGAUGAUCCGAACACCGUCAUCAUCCAGACCGAGAACGUCAAUGAUAUUUACGACCUCGAUCUUGAGGCUGGCACCGUCAUGAUUGAGGCCGGUGUUACGUUCCUGCAGUUGGCCGAGUACUUGCAUGGGAAGGGGGCUUCGGCUGGCUAUACCCUGGUGAACUGGAACAUCACGCUGGCCGGAUGCGUCGCAAUGGGCGCUCAUCGCUCGUCAAUUCGCGAAGACUCGAUGGUCGCUGCUGGAGUGCUGUCGCUUGAUAUCAUCGACGGCAACGGCGAACUGCGCCAUCUUGAGCGCGACGAAAGUGACGAGUGGCUGGCGGCAUCAACUUCCCUUGGCCUUUUGGGGGUGAUUGUCCGGAUGAAGUUCAAGAUUUACCCCGACUUCAAGGUCUAUGCCGACCAGAAGACCUUGGACGAAACCGAAGUGCUUGACGGUGAUAUCCAUGGGAUGAUUGCUCCGUAUGCGACGGCCAACUUCUGGUGGUGGCCAUACAAGAGAAAGUUUCACUGGCGAUAUUACGACGUGGUCGAAGAUCAGAUCAGCGAGCAGCAGGCGUUCCAAAACACCUUUUCAGUCACUGCAUUCGAAGCCUCCGCUAUCAAGACCCUCUGGAACAGCGGUCGAUGGCUGGCGUCAUCCAACAUGCUGGCGGAAGAAGUCCUCUUCAGUCAGUGGGAGGCUCCCAACUUUCGCGAGAAGACGACCAACAAGGGCAUCAGUGCAUGGCCAGUCUAUGGCUGGAACUACGACGUCCUCAUUGGUGGCCUCUAUCCCGACCAAAAGCCAGUAUGGGAGUAUGGGCUCAGUGGGUAUACCCUCGAGCUUGCCUUCCCCGUCACUCAAGCCAACGCCGUGCUGAAGCGAGCGCGAGAGCUCUUCGACGCUGAAAUUACAAAGGGAUUCGUGAUGACCUCCACCUACCGCAGCGGGAUCAACAUCAAGUUCGGUCGGCCGUACUUUGACCUGCUUGGCCAGGUGACUUACAACACUUCCGACGGAGCAGACUGGAGCCAGGGUGCCAUCAUGUUCGACUUUCCGAGUUUCAAACCCACGGUCGGGGAUGGGUCUCGCUACAACGAGCCGUUCUAUGGAACGCUCGAGAGGAGAUUGAUCGAGGAGUUCCCUUGCCGACCCCAUUGGACCAAGAACACCCGCGAGGUCUUCCAGCUGGCCAAGAAACACCUGGAUCCUGACCACAUUGCCCGCUUCAAAGCCGUGCGGGAGCAGUUUGACCCGAAUGGAAUUUACCGGAGCGUGGUGGGCGAGAUUAUUGGCGUCUACUAA